UUCCUAUGCAGCUACAAGGAAACCGCUCACUUCAGGAAACCGAGUGAGUUGGCUGCCUCUCGUAAAUGAAAUCACAUCAUCAUGUCAGAGGGUCAAAAUGGAAAUCCAUCAGUGGACGUGGACGUGGACGUUGCUUUUCUCAAAUCCAAGAGGGGGAUCCUGAAAGUGGCAGAGAUGGUGACGCUACUUGUGGCUUCUGUGUGUUUCGCUGUUGCCUCCACACCAGCGUACAGUGCAGCCACAGGGUUGGAGUUUCUGAUCACUUUACUUCUGCUGCUGCUGUAUGUGCUCAGACUCAACAAGAGGCUGACUUUCUUCUUUUGGCCUCUCGUUGAUGUUUUCAACUCAGUGUUUGCGGCAGCCUUCUUUAUUGUCUUGAACCUGAUGGCUGUGACUUCAUAUGCUGUCGCAGGCAGUCUGGUUGGAGGGAUAGUCGGCCUCCUGUCAGCUGGGCUGCUGUGUGUCGACGCUUACACACUCUUCAAGAACAUCACGUUCAACAAGCCGAGGAGCGAAACCCAGAGUCAAGACAACAAGUGACCACAUCAGUGACAGUAAAGGCGCAGCCCGCAGUGUACCGCGCAUUCAUAAGAUCAUAACUGAUGACUUUCCAUUGGGCUCUGAAGCGGGAAUAAUCGAGCUGAUCGCAAACUGCGUGCAAAGUGUUCGUCAUAGUUCAGAUUCCAGCUGUUAUUCGGACUGUAAAGAUGUUUAUUAUUAUUAUUAUUAUUAUUAUUAUUAUUAUUAUUAUUAUGUGGAAAAUAUUCGCUGACCUAAAUCUCACAGCAAAUGUCAAUAAAGAUUGUUGUCCGCCCCGUGUGA
Molecule: messenger RNA, 822 nt
Organism: Acanthopagrus latus (yellowfin seabream)
Lineage: Eukaryota; Metazoa; Chordata; Actinopteri; Spariformes; Sparidae
Product: proteolipid protein 2
Exons: 4
Coding region: 82-540 (152 amino acids)
Cellular component (GO): membrane
Source: RefSeq, a predicted model, not a curated record